CGCCUCGCUCCUGUUUGGCGCCGGGGCUGCUGCCGAGCCGCUCCGCUCCCGAGACCGCGUGCACCACCUUGGCUCGCCCUCGCCCGCCGCCUCAGUCAUGAUCAUCUACCGCGACUGCAUCAGCCAGGAUGAGAUGUUCUCCGACAUCUACAAGAUCAAGGAAGUCGCCAGCAGCCUCUGCCUCGAGGUGGAGGGGAAGAUGGUAAGCCAGAAAGAAGGAGAAAUCGAUGAUGCUUUAAUCGGUGGAAAUGCAUCUGCUGAAGACCCAGAAGGAGACGGGACGGAGGCUACAGUUGUCACUGGCGUUGACAUCGUAAUGAAUCACCAUCUUCAAAAAACAAGUUUCACUAAAGAGAAGACGUACAUCAAGGACUACAUGAAAGCAAUCAAAACCAGACUUGAGGAAACAAAACCAGAGAGAGUAAAGCCAUUCAUGACAGGGGCUGCAGAACAAGUCAAACAUAUCCUUGCAAACUUCAAAAAUUACCAGUUUUUUGUAGGAGAGAACAUGAAUCCUGAAGGCAUGGUGGCGAUGCUGGAUUUUCGUGAAGAUGGUGUAACCCCAUAUAUGAUUUUUUUAAAGGAUGGAUUAGACAUGGAAAAAUGUUAACAAGAGGUCUUCCCUCCUGGAUCAUCUGUCGUCCUCCUCAUCAUCAUAAUUGGCUGCUGCUCUUUCCUCAUCCACAAACCA
This is a messenger RNA of Heteronotia binoei (common prickly gecko), 691 nucleotides long. Its product is annotated as translationally-controlled tumor protein homolog. The transcript is spliced from 2 exons. The record is from RefSeq and is a predicted model, not a curated record. The coding region runs from base 98 to 610 and encodes 170 amino acids. Gene Ontology annotation, molecular function: calcium ion binding. Gene Ontology annotation, cellular component: cytoplasm. NCBI's taxonomy places the organism in Eukaryota, Metazoa, Chordata, Lepidosauria, Squamata, Gekkonidae.